Messenger RNA from Zymoseptoria tritici IPO323, 2239 nucleotides. RefSeq lists its product as uncharacterized. Gene Ontology annotation, cellular component: nucleus; Rpd3L complex; Rpd3L-Expanded complex. The coding region runs from base 158 to 2239 and encodes 693 amino acids. The record is from RefSeq and is a predicted model, not a curated record. The transcript has 2 exons. NCBI's taxonomy places the organism in Eukaryota, Fungi, Ascomycota, Dothideomycetes, Mycosphaerellales, Mycosphaerellaceae. Gene Ontology annotation, biological process: regulation of DNA-templated transcription.
GGUCAUGCGACAACUGGAUUUCCUCACUAUCGCCACCACUAAAUACUGUCAUUCGAAGCAGCGACUCAUCAAUGAACGGCCAUUAGCUCCUCUCCAAGGUGGCCGUCUUACCCUGGUCGGUCGACGCCCACAGUGAUACCUCCUCACCACCGCCGCGAUGGCCUCCUCUGGCACAGCACUCUCACACGCGCCCGUCGACGCCGACUUUCGCUCUAUCAGUCGUCAGCCGCCAUCGGAUCCGGACAUCCAGGCGACCCUGUCCGACUUCCUGACAUACACGGAGCACUUUCCUUCACACCUCACCCGCGCCCUCGCCCUCAUUCAAGACCAGCGCACAAAAGCCGAGCGCAUGGUUCGAGCUGUUCACGAGGAUACCACAGCAUACAGCAUUCUACCAACCAUCAAGCAGAACCGUCCCGAUCCCGUGCAGCUGCGCAGAGAUAUCAGUCAUGCGCUCGAAGAGGCCGAAGCCGCGUGUCGCAUGUCGGUCGCGGAGGCCGUCCGUCUGGACGAGGAGUGCAAGCGAGAGGCACGGCGCUUGGAUAUUGUUACCGAGAAGUUGAAGGCUCAACCCAAACCUCCUUCGAGAGAUCCCACUCCCGAGCAGCAGGCCUUGACAUCCCCAAAUCUGAAGCGAGAGCGAGGCAUGAGCACAAGAGGAGAAGACACAAAGCCGGAGAAGAAUCUGAAACGAUCACAGGACAAGGCUGCGGCGAAAUUGCGUAGUCGCAAGGUGAUGGUGCCAGGCGAAGUCAUUCCGCCUCCGGAUCCCAAUGCACCCGUGGAGACUUUGUCGGAUUGGACAUCUCCACGUGCUUCACCACCUCUUCUCGAUCUGCCCAAAGUGACUGUGGAGGGCGAAGACAAGAAGAUGAAGCCGCGUGGACCACGCGCACCUGGCCAACCAGGAACCAAUGCCCACUCCGCAGUCGCAGGAAUUAGCACAUCAAACGCGAUCCUUGCUCUUCACGAGCCACCACCGGACGCCGCAAAGGGAAGCAAAUGGCUCCCAUGGAUGAAGUUGACAGAAUGGGAGAUGGCAAAGCUUAGAAAGCGGAUGAAGAAGAAUGCAAUCUGGGUGCCGUCGCAGACCAUGGUCCGUCGAGAGCUUAAGAAUCUAGGCCGCGGAAACACUGGAAAAGAGGCUGCACGGGCACGAGCGCAGGAAACUGGAGACCGGUUCGUCGAUGAACCCAACGAAGCGGACCCAACUAAGGUUAUUAUUAGCGGCGAGGAGACAGACCAGAUGAAUGCCAUGCUUGGCCCGCAGAUAUACGCCGAAGACGAAGACGCCGACGCCGAACUGAUUAAUCGAGGUAUGAGGCUCAAUGAGGCAAAGAAGCUGAAAAGGCAGCGUCUUCUGGAAGAAGCGGCUCUGCAAGCACAGCUGGCGCGUGAACAAGGUGUUGAAGCGGCAGAGGAUAAAACUUCCAACGCAUCUCCGGAGCAGAAGAAGCGCAAGCGCGAGACCACGCCAGCCGCAAACCAAGACACACUGACCAAAACAGGUCCAGUGAUCAAGAAAUUGAAGGUUUCCGCUCCUCCAAGUGCCGGGCAGAUGACAUUGAAAGUACCUCUAGCUCCGGCAGGUGUCUCAUCGUCGCCCAAAGCAUCCAACAGCCGCAGUCGCCGCGCCGCCACUCCUCCCGCAACCCGCGGACCGACCAUCAAGCUGAAGAUGGGCAAAGCAGUCUCUGAAGAACCACCUAACAGGCGCGCCGGUCUUCGCCGCAACAGCAAUGCCAGUCUGCCCAGUACAAGUAUGUCGUCAACAAACGCAGCCACCUCGCCCACCAGCACAGCUCCUGCGGCGGCGACAACCAAGAGCGGUCGCCGCAGCCGCCGCCCGGUGCCGGGAGUCAUCACUAGCAACGACGACGAAAGCGCCAAGGUUGGCGUCUCCAAGCGCAAGGCAGCACCGAAUCGCAAACGCAACAGCGGAGCGAACACACUGAAGAAAGACUCCGCCGCUCCUCUUGAUGCGCAAGUGCCCGCCAUGGAAGCCCUACCCGAGGAAUACGUGGAUCCGGACGAGCCACGGUACUGUAUUUGUGGAGAUGUCAGUUGGGGAACGAUGAUUGGCUGCGACAACGAGGAGAGUUGCGAGAAGGAAUGGUUCCAUCUGGAAUGUGUGAAUUUCAGCGAGAUGCCGCCGAGGCGUAUGAAGUGGUAUUGUCCCGAUUGCAGGAAGAAACUGAAAGUUGGGAAUAAGGACACCGGGCUGGUGGAGAAGGGAUGA